Molecule: messenger RNA, 4435 nt
Organism: Acanthochromis polyacanthus (spiny chromis)
Lineage: Eukaryota; Metazoa; Chordata; Actinopteri; Pomacentridae
Gene: dqx1
Product: DEAQ box RNA-dependent ATPase 1
Exons: 12
Coding region: 1294-3750 (818 amino acids)
Cellular component (GO): intracellular anatomical structure; spliceosomal complex
Molecular function (GO): RNA binding
Source: RefSeq, a predicted model, not a curated record
GCCUCAGUUUCUUGUUCUUGGCUGACAGGAGUGGCACCCAGUGUGGUCCUCUGCUGUUGUAGCCCAUCUUCUUCAAGGUUCCACUUGCUGUGCAUUCAGAGAUGAUAUUCUGCCUUCCCUAGUUGUAACAAGUGGUUAUUAGAGUUACUGUUGCCUUUCUAUCAUCUCCAACUAGUCUGCCCAUUCUCCUCUGACCUCUCACGUUAACUAGGUAUUUUCGUCCACACAACUGCCACUAAUUGGAUAUUUUCUCUUUCUGUGAUCAUUCUCUGUAAGUCCUCGCGAUGGUUAUGCGUGAAAAAUCCAGUUGAUCACCAGUUUCUGAAGUUCAAAAACCAGCCCAUCUGACACAAACAACCAUGCCACAUUCAAAGUCACUCAAAUCCCCUUUCUUCCCUUGUCUGAUGCUCAUUUUGAACUUCAGCAAAUUGUCCUGAACAUGUCUACACGAUUAAAUGCAUUUGCUGCCAUAUGAUUGGCUUAUUAGACAUUUGUGUUCAGAAGCAAUUUAACAGGUGUACCUAAUAAAGUGGCUGGUGAGUGUAUAUUUUGCAUUAGUAACAUGUUUCAGCCUUGGGGUGGCGCCACAUCUCACAUAAACAGCACUGGAGUGAUUACGUAAGGAUAGGUUUUAGCUUGCACUGACCUCCUAGUGUUGCUCAGUAGCCCAUCCUGUGGUACAUAAUACUGACUCGCUGAUAGCAGAGCUGUACCAUGGCAAAGAUAAAUGGAACUGAUAUACAUUUUGCACCAACUCGUUUCUUGAAUCGUAAGGAAAUUAAUAAAUUUAAAUAAAAAAAUAAACUAAAAAUAAUUUUACCAAAAAGGUUAAGUAGAACUUGAAAUUUAUUUUAUGAAAUGAACGGAUGAACAUCUGUCCACCGUUGCCAACCCCAAAUUUCCGAGGAGCCAUGAACGCAACACGACGUUUGACAGCGAGACAGCGAAACAUGGCGGCUGCUAGCUAGAGCAGCCGGAUAACGCCUUCGUCUUUUAUUGUCCGUCAGCAGUCAGGACAUUUCCUGAACUGGUAGCCAUUCACAGAGAGGGUCAGUGAACGGAUGCUGGCUGUCUUCGCCUAAUGUGGUUUUUAUUCAGCCGUUGUCCGGCAUGUUAGGGCGGUUUGUGAGUCGGUGAGGACGGCAGCCUGGACUAAAGUGACACAACAACAGAGGGGUGAGGGCAGACUGUUCCUGUGAGCUUUCUUCACCUGCCGCCGGUAUGUUUCACAGGUACACUCAGGCCUGUCUGUGAAUUAGCCCUUCACUCCUUCCUCAUCCCUACCCUCUGCUGAUGAUGUCAUCUCCACCAGCAAAGCCGUCCACUGCAUCCCUGGCCCUCGGAUCCCACCUGCGACCCUCCACAGCCCUGGACUCUCUGUCUGUUUCUUCCCUCUUGUCUGGGGAUCUGGAUGAUGAAGGAGAUGGAGGAAGAGGAGGAGAGGCAGAAGGACUGGGAGACUUAGAGGUGAACCCAUAUGAUGGUUUGCCCUUUUCUUCGCGCUACUAUGCCCUGCUGGAAGAGAGACAGAAGUUGCCUGUGUGGAGGCUCAGGCAGAGUCUGUUGCAACACUUGGAGAGUCACAACAUGGUGCUCCUCAGUGCACCAAGUGGAGCUGGAAAAAGCACCCAGGUGCCACAGUGGUGUGUGGAGUAUGCUUUGUCCUAUGAGUUUUCUCAGGGCCUGGUGUGCUGCUCUCAGCCCUAUUCGGUGGCAGCAGUGAGCCUGGCCCUUCACGUGGCUGAUGAGAUGGACCUCAGCCUGGGUCUGGAGGUGGGCUACAGGGUGUCCCAUGAUGAUGGCUGUACACCUGACACCCUGCUCAGAUUUGUCAGUGACACGCUCCUGCUGGAGGAAAUGAUGUCAGACCCUCUGCUGCAUCAGUAUGGUGUCGUAGUGUUAGAUGAGCUCCAGGAGCGUACCGUGCCCACUGAUGUGCUGCUGGGCCUGCUGUGUGAUGUCUGCCGCCAGAGGCCAGACACCUUUCGGGUGGUUCUCCUCACUCACCCAACGCUUGCACCUCGUCUUUCCACCUUCCUGGGACCCUCCAUUCCUCACCUCUCCCUGGACAGCCUGCUCACUGAGCCUCCAACCAGAGAGCAGAGAGAGGGAGGUGGACUACAGCACAGGAAGGCUGUGGAUGGGGAGAAAGUAGAGACCCUGUACAGAGAACUUUCAUCAGGGAAAGAACCCGUGGCUGCCGCCUGUCACAUGGUGUUGGAUCUUCACCGAAGAGGAGAGGAGGGAGAUGUGAUGGUGUUUCUGGCCAGUUCACAGGAAAUAGAUGAGUGUGUUGCCCUGCUGGAGAAGGAGUGUGUAGCUCUGAGUCCUCAGCUUGGACCUCUCAGACUGCUCCCCCUCUAUGCUGGACUAGGUGGACAGGCUCAGCGGGUCUAUGAAUCCGACCCUGAUGCUUCUACAAUGCAUGAAAACAACAGCUCCGAUCGCAUGGAGGGCUCGGUGCUAGGAGUUGGAGGUCUGGGCAUCAAAAGAAAAGUCAUCCUUACCGAUACGCUCGCCGAGGCAUCCUUUUCCCUGCCAGCCAUUCGCUAUGUUGUAGACACAGGCCUUCAACUCAAAACUGUUUACAAUCCACAAAUAAGAGCAAACUCACAGGUUCUGAGGUCAAUAAGCAAACACCAGGCCAACAUGAGAACUCAAAGGGUAAACAGCCAACGUCCAGGGCUGUGUCUCCGUCUGUACCCCCAGUCACUGUAUGAGGGAGGGAUGGAGGAUUCUCACUGUCCAGGUGUGGUGGAGGAGAACCUCAGCCACUUGGUGCUGUUGCUCAAGAGGCUUGAUAUCGCUGACAUGGGACAGUGCAAGUUCCUGGACAGACCAGCCCCUGAGGCUCUAAUGCAGGCCUUGGAGGACUUGGACUAUCUGGCAGCACUGGAUGAUGAUGGGAACUUGUCGGAGGUGGGUAUCAUAAUGUCAGAGCUGCCACUUGAGCCACCGCUGGCCAAAGCCCUGAUCGCUGCCUGCGAGUAUGACUGUGUCGAUGAGCUGCUCACUGUAGCUGCCAUGCUAACAGCUCCUUCUUGCUUCGUGACUGCAGAACCCAGCAGAGAAGAGGCUGCUGUCGCACACUGGCGACCUCUGAUGCACACAGAGGGAGACCACAUGACUCUAAUUAAUAUUUAUAAUGCCUUCAUGGAGCAUAAUCAGGAUGAGGCGUGGUGCACAACAAACUUCCUCAGUCACGCCGCCUUGCGAUUAGCUGUGGUGAUCCGGGCGGAGCUGCUGGAGGUGAUGCAGCGAAUAGAGCUUCCAGUUUCUCCCCCCGCUUUUGGAUGUCAAGACAAUUGUACAAAUAUCAAGCGUGCACUCAUCUCAGGCUUCUUCCUCAAAGUGGCUCAUGAUGUGGAUGACUCUGGUAACUACCUCCUGCUAACUCAUCGCCACGUGGCCCACCUUCACCCCUUCUCCUCCUACCUAUGUCGUCAGCCAUGUCCCAACCCCCCCAGCUGGGUACUCUACCAUGAAUUCACCAUCUCCCAUGACAACUGCAUCCGGAUCGCUUCUGAAGUUCAUCCUCAGAUGCUUGUGGAGCUGGCCCCUCAGUACUUCCUGGGAAACCUUCCCUCAAGUGAUGGUAAAGAACUACUGGUAGAGCUAAGGCAGAAUCUGGAGCCCCCAUCAUGCGAUCAGGAUGGAGCAUCACACGAACACAGCAGGACUCACAGAGACACUGACACAGCAGGAGAGACUCACAAUCAGUCCAGCACUGAGCUCUGUCUCAUCCAAUGAGAUGCAAGAAGAGACGGAGCUUGUCAGGGGAGGACUGUAAGCACAUGGCUGUCACUUUACUGUCUGAUCUGAGAUUUGGUACUUUUUAUUAGUUAGUCUGUGAAAUCUCUUUUUGAUGUGCGAUUUUUAAAUAGAUGCUGGAAAACCCUAAUGUACAAUAAUGUAUUGUUCCUAAUAUACAGUCUGUACAGUGGCUUCAGAAAGCAUUUAGACCUCUUCAGUUUCUCUAUGUUUUGUUAAGCUGUGUAUUGAAGUUAUUUAAAAUUAAAUUUCAGACACCUGCUUUUUAUUUAAUGAGAGAUUGCUUUGUUUCUACAAAAUGAGUGUUGUCACAAGUCUAUUUUUACACUGAAAACAGCAAAAACAUGGAAGAAGUGAGGGGAUGAGAUGUCAUUUAUGUUGAAACACUCUGGCUGAAAGCAAUACACACUACUUGAGUGAGCUGAAACACUGUUAUAGUUUGACCUUUGACCUCUAUGCAGAUACCAUGAACAGAAGGCUUCUCAGGGCUCACUGUGAUGACUUACUGUAGCAGUGAUGUACAGAGCUUCUAUUUUCAACUUUUUGAUACAGUUUGCAUAAUGUUUAGCUUUCCUGGUUAGUCAUUUUGCCUUUUUCUUUUUAAUGAUAUCUAUGUGUCAGUACAGUGUGAGCUCCAAAUAAAUGUGCUUUUUCAUGUUUGAAA